AUGCUCCGCGCUGCCCUGGACGCGCCCCGGCGGCUGCUGCAGGAGGGAAGGGAGUCCCGCAGCCUGGUGCUGGCCGUGGUGUUUGUCGCUCUGCUUCUGGACAACAUGCUUCUCACGGUGGUGGUACCCAUUGUGCCCUCCUUCCUGUAUGCCACGGAGUUCAAAGAGGUCAACUUUUCCUUGCACACUGGCCGGUCUGUAAACUCCCAGCAGGCACUCACCUCCCAUGCCUUCUCCACCAUCUUCUCCUUCUUCGACACCACCACCACAGCCAUGGAGAAAGGCACACCCAAGGGCACAGAACAGACAAAUGGCUCUUCAAGCACCAUCCCUCCUCCAGUCACCGAUGCCAGCUCACUACGUAAAAACAACUGCUUGCUAGGCAUAGAGUUUUUGGAAGAAGAGAACAUCCGGGUUGGCAUUCUGUUUGCUUCAAAGGCUUGGAUGCAACUUCUGGUCAACCCACUUGUGGGACCUCUCACCAACAGGAUUGGAUAUCACAUCCCCAUGUUUGCUGGCUUUGUGAUCAUGUUUCUCUCCACAGUUAUGUUUGCUUUCUCUGGCACCUAUGCCCUGCUCUUUGUGGCCCGAACCCUUCAAGGCAUUGGAUCUUCAUUUUCAUCUGUUGCAGGUCUUGGGAUGCUGGCUAGUGUCUACACUGAAGACUGUGAGAGAGGGAGAGCCAUGGGAAUUGCCUUGGGGGGCCUGGCUUUGGGAGUACUGGUGGGUGCUCCUUUUGGAAGUGUGAUGUAUGAGUUUGUGGGCAAGUCGUCUCCCUUCCUUGUCUUGGCCUUCCUGGCACUUCUGGAUGGAGCUCUCCAGCUCUGCAUCCUGCAGCCUUCCAAAGUGUCUCCUGAGAGUACCAAGGGGACUCCACUCCUGACGCUGCUCAAAGAUCCUUACAUCCUGGUGGCUGCAGGUUCCAUCUGCCUGGCCAACAUGGGAGUGGCCAUACUGGAGCCCACCCUCCCCAUCUGGAUGAUGCAGACCAUGUGUUCCCCUGAGUGGCAACUAGGUUUAGCCUUCUUGCCUGCCAGCGUGUCCUACCUCAUUGGCACCAAUCUCUUUGGUGUGUUGGCCAACAAGAUGGGUCGGUGGCUGUGCUCCCUGGUUGGCAUGGUGGUAGUCGGGAGCAGCUUGCUCUGUGUGCCUCUGGCUCACAGUAUUCUCGGUCUCAUCGGCCCCCAUGCAGGCCUCGGCUUUGCCAUAGGCAUGGUGGAUUCCUCUCUGAUGCCCAUCAUGGGACACUUGGUGGACCUGCGCCACACUUCCGUCUACGGGAGCGUCUACGCCAUUGCUGAUGUGGCUUUUUGCAUGGGUUUUGCCAUCGGCUAUUCUGAGCCACGAGUGUCCCAUGGAGACCCGGAUGUACGCAGCCCAGAAACCGUCCCAGGAGUUUCCCUUGGGGGAGAACAGUGA
Jaculus jaculus (lesser Egyptian jerboa) is the source of this 1419-nucleotide messenger RNA. It is a transcript of the gene Slc18a1, whose product is annotated as solute carrier family 18 member A1. Gene Ontology annotation, molecular function: xenobiotic transmembrane transporter activity; serotonin:sodium:chloride symporter activity. The record is from RefSeq and is a predicted model, not a curated record. NCBI's taxonomy places the organism in Eukaryota, Metazoa, Chordata, Mammalia, Rodentia, Dipodidae. The transcript has 14 exons. Gene Ontology annotation, biological process: aminergic neurotransmitter loading into synaptic vesicle; transmembrane transport; xenobiotic transport. The coding region runs from base 1 to 1419 and encodes 472 amino acids. Gene Ontology annotation, cellular component: terminal bouton; synaptic vesicle membrane.